Molecule: messenger RNA, 1433 nt
Organism: Syngnathoides biaculeatus (alligator pipefish)
Lineage: Eukaryota; Metazoa; Chordata; Actinopteri; Syngnathiformes; Syngnathidae
Gene: ciao1
Product: cytosolic iron-sulfur assembly component 1
Exons: 7
Coding region: 278-1273 (331 amino acids)
Biological process (GO): iron-sulfur cluster assembly
Cellular component (GO): cytosolic [4Fe-4S] assembly targeting complex
Molecular function (GO): protein binding
Source: RefSeq, a predicted model, not a curated record
GUGUCCCACAAUGCACUGCGCAAAACAAGCUAAACAUGGCGCCGUUUCCGCAGGAGCUGUUUUUUUAAAAACUUUCGUAUUUUUUUUCGGUGGCAUAAUUACGAGAUUUUCACAUUAUUUCUAUAUUAGUAUUAAUAUUCCGCUAAUGAAACGAGACCAAGGUGUUUGACGAGUUGAUUGUUUAGCAGUGGCGUGCAGUCGACCGUGGGCUUUCUGUCCGUCACAUUCGCCAUUAGUCAGUAAAUCCAAUUGAAAUAUCGCAGCUGCCUCUCGAGCCAUGAAGGACGAUUUAACUCUAGUUCAGAGACUGAAUGCGCAUCCGGAUUCUCGGUGCUGGUUCGUUGGAUGGAGUCCGAACGGGACUCUACUGGCCUCGUGUGGGGGCGACAAGGCCAUCCGGAUCUGGGGACGAGAGGGUGACUCGUGGGUCUGUAAGGGUGUGCUGGAGGACGGCCACCAGCGCACCGUGAGGAAGUUGGCGUGGUCUCCUUGUGGGAACUAUCUGGCCUCCGCUAGCUUUGACGCCACUACGUGCAUCUGGAAGAAGAAAAACGAAGAAUUUGAGAGCUUGACCGUGUUGGAGGGCCAUGAGAAUGAGGUGAAAUGUGUGGCGUGGGCCCCUUCGGGAAACCUGCUGGCGACAUGCAGUCGGGACAAAAGCGUUUGGGUUUGGGAAGUGGAUGAGGAGGACGACUACGAGUGCGUUACCGUCCUGAACUCCCACACGCAGGAUGUCAAACACGUAGCGUGGCACCCGACGCAGGAACUGCUGGCCUCGGCGAGCUACGACAACAACAUCUGCAUUUACAAAGAGGUGGACGACGACUGGGAGUGUCAGGCCACGCUGCAGGGCCACGCGUCCACCGUGUGGAAUCUGUCCUUCAGCGCCACCGGGGAGAGGCUGGCGUCGUGCAGCGACGACCGCACUGUGAAAAUAUGGAAGGAAUUUCCCGCCGAAAGCGGUCAAGGGGACGCGGCGUGGAAGUGUGUGUGCACGCUGUCGGGCUUCCAUGGGCGCGCGGUCUAUGACGUUGACUGGUGUCGUCUCACCGGCGCCCUGGCAACCGCCAGCGGCGACGACGCGGUCCGAGUGUUUAAGGAGGAGGCGACGCCCGACCCCGACCAGCCGCUCUUCUCGCUGGUCGCGCACGUGCCCAAAGCUCACGGCCAGGAUGUUAACUGCGUGGCGUGGAAUCCGAAAGAAGCGGGACUGCUGGCUUCUUGUAGCGACGACGGAGACAUCGCCGUCUGGAGGUUCAAAGAUCAGGACUGAAACGUGGUCCACGUUUCCGUUGCCCACGUCUUGCUGAGCCGAUCUCACCCUUCAACUUUCACCUCACGUUUAUCUUAAACAUGAUUGUACUUAUGGUGUAAAAAAAAAAAAAUGGAAAUAUGGUGUUCAUCUGAUGAGGAUCCAAAUGUUUAUAUAAAGG